Tinamus guttatus (white-throated tinamou) is the source of this 1470-nucleotide messenger RNA. The record is from RefSeq and is a predicted model, not a curated record. NCBI's taxonomy places the organism in Eukaryota, Metazoa, Chordata, Aves, Tinamiformes, Tinamidae.
GAGCAUGCCGAGGAGGGUCGAGCCAGCAUCUACCGCACUGUCUUCACCAAUUCUUGCAAAGAGAUGAUGUGCUACCCCGACUUUCCCUUCCCUGAUGAUCACCCCAAUUACAUGCACAACACGAAGCUCCAGGAGUAUAUCUGGAAAUUCGCCGAGCACUUUGAUCUGCUCCGGCACAUCCGCUUCAAGACCCUGGUCACCAAAGUAAAAAAACGCCCUGACUUUUCUGUUACGGGGCAAUGGGAUGUGGUUACGGAAAAGGAAGGGAAGAAAGAGACGGAGGUGUUUGACGCUGUUAUGAUCUGUUCUGGGCAUCACGUCUACCCAAAUUUCCCUGCUGUCAGCUUCCCAGGAAUACAGAAGUUUAAAGGCUGCUACUUCCACAGCCGAGAGUACAAGGAGCCGGAAAAAUUCAGAGGGAAGAAAGUGCUAGUGAUUGGCUUGGGCAACUCAGGCUGUGACAUUGCCGUGGAGCUCAGCACUGUGGCAUCGCAGGUCUACCUGAGCUCCAGAAGUGGUUCCUGGGUAAUGAGUCGUGUUUGGGAGCAUGGUUACCCAUGGGAUAUGAAGAUCGUCACUCGCUUUCAGACCUGCCUAGGGACCAUCCUUCCCAGGGCACUCAGUGACUGGUUGUAUGUGAGGAGAAUGAACUGGCCAUUCAAGCACGAGAACUUUGGCCUCAUGCCGGUAGAUGGGACUCUCCGUAAAGAGCCGGUGUUCAAUGACGACCUCCCAAGCCGCAUUGCAUGUGGUGUGGUGGUGGUGAAGCCUAAUGUGAAGGAAUUCAGAGAAACGUCUGUCUUGUUCCAAGAUGGGACAGUUCAGGAGGAUGUUGAUGUGGUCAUCUUUGCUACUGGCUACAGCUUUUCCUACCCUUUCAUGGAGGAUGACUCCAUCAUCAAAAGCAGGGGCAACAUCACUCUUUACAAAAGCAUCCUUCCUCCUCGGCUGGAGAAGCCAACCUUGGCCGUCAUUGGACUAGUCCAGUCCCUUGGACCCAUCAUCCCCAUAUCAGAGCUUCAGUGUCGCUGGGCAGUUAAGGUGUUCCAGGGGCUGUGCAGACUUCCUUCAGUGAAUGAGAUGAUGGAUGACAUUGAUGAGAAGUCAGGGAAGAAGCUGAAGUGGUAUGGGACCAGCAACACUCUGCAGAUGGAUUAUAUCACCUACAUGGAUGAGCUGGCCACCGCCAUUGGCGUGAAGCCCAACCUGCCCAAGCUGCUGCUGACGGAUCCGCGGCUGGCGCUGGAGGUCUUCUUCGGCCCCUGCACCCCCUAUCAGUUUCGGCUGACGGGGCCGGGAAAGUGGAGUGGUGCCCGGAGAGCCAUCCUAACCCAGUGGGACCGGACGCUGAGGGUCACACGGACGCGGGUGGCCCCCACCACCUCUGUGACCUUCCCCAUUCUGGUGGUGCUGAAGCUGCUCUUCCUCCCACUGCUUCUCCUGGCCGUCCUCGCUGCCCUUUACUGCUAA